Molecule: messenger RNA, 1990 nt
Organism: Glossina fuscipes
Lineage: Eukaryota; Metazoa; Arthropoda; Insecta; Diptera; Glossinidae
Gene: Phm
Product: peptidylglycine alpha-hydroxylating monooxygenase
Exons: 8
Coding region: 175-1272 (365 amino acids)
Biological process (GO): peptide metabolic process
Cellular component (GO): extracellular region; membrane
Molecular function (GO): copper ion binding; oxidoreductase activity, acting on paired donors, with incorporation or reduction of molecular oxygen, reduced ascorbate as one donor, and incorporation of one atom of oxygen
Source: RefSeq, a predicted model, not a curated record
ACAUUCAAGCAGUAGUAGAUUAGCGAGUACACACAAUUUAUUAGAUGUAAGCUUCACUCACUCACGUUAAAAGCAAAGCAAAGAAAAAAUAAACUUGAAAUAUUAUUAGGAAAACCCAAAAUAACAAAAAAUACAAAUUAAUUAAAACAUAUCAGUUUUUCGAAAAAGUUCAUCAUGAGUUGUUUACGUGACAAAACAAUUCUUCUGGUGCUGGUGAUGUUCGUUUCAUUUGCAGGAUUAUUGCAAUUAACAUAUGGACUCGUUAGUGAUGAAUAUUAUAACAGUGUUUAUAAUGCACAGACACAACGGCCACAAGAAGUGGGUAGAUUUCCACUUUUAAUGCCAAAUGUUCGUCCAAAAACUGAGGAACUAUAUCUAUGUACACCAGUUAAGAUUGAUUUUACCAAAAGCUAUCAUAUAGUGGGUUAUGAACCGAAUGCUACUAUGGAUACGGCUCAUCAUAUGCUUGUAUAUGGCUGCGGAGAGCCAGGUACUCGUCAUACAGUAUGGAACUGUGGUGAAAUGGCAACAUCCACUACAGAAGAAACUGCUAGUCCUUGCGAUGCGUCUUCUUCUUCGCAGAUUUUAUAUGCUUGGGCCAGAGAUGCACCGAAAUUGGAAUUACCCGAAGGUGUGGGCUUUAGAGUUGGUGGUAAUUCACCCAUAAAGUAUAUAGUUUUGCAAGUACACUACGCGAGCAUAAAAAAAUUUAAAGAUGGAAGCAGUGACGAUUCAGGAGUAUUUUUACAUUAUACUGAGAAACCUUUAAAUAAAUUGGCUGGUGUGCUACUGAUGGGAACAGCCGGCAUGAUACCACCUAUGUCAACUGAGCAUAUGGAAACCGCUUGUGAAAUUCGUGAAAAUAAGACGGUACAGCCAUUUGCAUAUCGAACACAUACGCACAAUUUGGGUAAAAUAGUGGCAGGGUAUAGAAUUCGUUCCGAUGUUAGAGGUGUGCAACACUGGACCCAACUUGGGAAACGUAAUCCUUUAACACCACAAAUGUUUUAUCCAGUAGAAAAUAAAGAUCCAAUUGUCCGUGGUGAUAUUAUAGCGGCUCGAUGUACAAUGAAAAGUAAUCGCACACGUAUAACAGAAGUUGGAGCCACCAAUAGGGAUGAAAUGUGCAAUUUCUAUUUAAUGUAUUAUGUGGAAAAUGAUGAACCACUGCAAAUGAAAUAUUGUUUCAGUCAAGGGCCCCCCAUUUACUAUUGGAAAAAUCCAGAUGCGGGUCUUAACAACAUACCACAUAUCGAUGCGAGUACAUUGUAAAUUGGUUACACGCGCGCACAGAGUUUAUGAAAUCAAUGUUUAUAAAAUAAACCAAUGGCUGUAAAUAAUAUUAAUUAUAUAGCAGUAGGAUAUGACGAAAACAUUUUUCACCUCUUUGUCUUCGUACGGAUCUAUAUCGGGUUCGUCGCAAUACGAAGUCAAAUGAGUUCUAGACUCUCUAUUCAUCGGCUGAUUUUCUGAUUUAUUUGGAACUCACUAACUCCAGACUACUCUCUCUCUCUCUCUCUCUCUCUCUCUCUCUAUUCUCAGCAUAUGAUAUUUUUAUAUUUAACAAGCAACAUGUUGCUUUUUUAAUUUAUCGGAGAUUCCAUGUUACUUUGAAUAUUUAUCAGAGUUUUCAUGUUUUAAGCGACCUAGUAGUUUUCGGCAUUAAAGAUAACUUUCGAAAUAUUUUUCCUGAUAUUUUAAAUUAAAAAAACAAAUCUUGAGAUAAUGUAACUGAAUAAGAGACACAACGUACAAAUAUCAAAUGUCAACUUUGAAAUUCCUACAAUUUAAAUUGGUUCUCGUGUUGUUUGUACCGGCACACAAACAGUUGGACCAAUACAAUCAGGGCUCAAAUGAGAUAAAGACAAAAAAAGAAAGGAAAACACAAAUUCACAUUCCGAAUAUCUCCCUAUCAACCUAUCUCUACAAAUAUAACCGUAAACAUAUAGCAAAUAUAUAUCAAUAUAUUCUAAUUCUAAUAUUUAAUAUU